UCGUUUUUUAACUAUCGCAGGAGAAACCGCUGCCUGAUUCUGAAUCUAGCGAAAGAAGCAAGUUUCUUUUUAUUUAAAAUUUUUGUUUUACUUUCAAUCAUGUUAAAUAGGACAAGAACUUAGUGUGUUGUUGUAUUGAGUGCAAUCAAGUUCUGAAAGGACCGCGUUGCAAUAUAAAUUUGCAAUAAUACUAUUGCUCCACCAAAUCAACAAAGUCAUAAAGCGCAUGGGCACGGAUGGCGGGGGGCGGCUGGCGGCGGUCCGCGGGGCGGGUGCGCACCCUGCGCGUCCUGCUGCGUGACACCACACGCGCUCUGCAGGAUGUACAGGAUAUACUGCCUUGCGAUGCCGAGGUGUCGGAAACGGUGGAAAAACUUGGGGUGCAGUCGUCUCGGCCCACCGCUCUCGUGAUCCUGGGCACCAGCCAGCGCGCGAAAGCACGUCUUCUGCACUGCAUCCUGGGAAGGAGACUGCUCCCGGAUAACCUGCCCAGGGGGUGUCGAUGGUUACGCAUUCAAUACGGAGCAAGCACGCAGGUGCAUCUGACCCUCGGCACGUCAGAAUUCGAGCUGGUGGAGGACCUGGAAUGCAACCGGGAGCCCUGGGAUAUUUUGCCUCUGCAGGAUCUCCUUCGAAAGGACAAUACGGACCUAACAACAGUAUUAGAAGUCGAGCUCAACAACUCCUUCCUAAAAGACGGUCUUCGCAUCGUGAUACCACCGGACAUCGAUGCGGACCCUGGUCUGCUCACCUACCAGACUUUAAAGGAGGAUUAUUCAGAUUUCUACCAGAAGAGGGAAGCAAUCUUAAGGAAUUAUGCUCCCAUAUACCUGUACGCGAUGGACAGAUAUGGGAGUAAUAUAUUCAACGAGACGGUCAACAAAAUGGAAGUUUCUAGAAACGAUGAAGACUUCUGGACGGGUUUCAGCUUGUACAGUUUUGAGAGGGUCGAGAGGAAAGCUGAGAGUACUGAAAGUGUUUGGAAGGACGCCGAAUCGUCUGUUUUUAAUGCUGAGAAUCUUCUAGACUUCCACCAAAUAAAAGAGAUCAAUCCAAACUCGCAGUUUCUUUUCAUUCUCUUCUCGGACUCCGCCCGAGAGAGCAGAGUGGAGUUGAGAGAAGCUAGCGAAUGUACGGAGUCCUGCCGAGACAGGAGUGAGGAGCUGCCGGAGUCAGAUAGAGAUCUGUUAAGAGAUGGAGUUAUCAGGCACACACAAGAACCGUCGGGGCAGGCGGAUGUGCGUGCGCAGGAAGAGAAAAUCGCGUUUAUGAACGAACUGCUCGAUCAGUGGGAGUGCAUAUCGAACCCGCCACCGAAGCACCACGUGAAGUCCACAUGGGUGAUACUGGACGACACGGACAUACUGAAGAACAUGGACAAGUCGAGCGCAGACACCGAGAGGCGGAGGAGGGAGCCGGCCGGCAGGACGCUCCGGAGCCGCACCGGCCUGCUCAGCGCUGUGCUGAAGUUCGCCACCGACUGCGCGCAGAGCGCGCUGCUGGCGCAGUGCUCGCUGCUCAGCGAGAUCCACGUAAAGCUGGUGCAGCGUUUGAUCCUCGCGUCGUUUGAUCUCGCGAGAGAAUUGCAAGUGAUCCCCAAGAAGAUACAGUAUGUCGCUAGACAGGAACAACACCUGUAUGAGACGAUAACCGAGAAAUUCACGGAGGGAGAUAAGAAACAGGAAUUGAUACAGUUACUACAAGAAGUGCUCGAUGAAAUGAAAAACGACAUUCAAAACAUGGACUGGAGUGUGGACGAUCUCCCCUGCCACCAAGACACGCAAUUCCUCAUAUCGAACUCCACCUUCUACUCCCCCCGCGGCUCGCCAGUCUCCAUACCACUUAACCGUUUAAAAACCAAAGAAUCCAGUAAUAAAUCCGGUCAGAGCGACACUAAGUCGAGCGAGCGCUCUGACAUAAUGGAUUCCAGCCAGCAGAGUCCCGAUGAUGAAAGGGACUUGUCAGAUGUCGAGGAGGCGCUGUCGUACGACAGUUUUAACUUCGACGACUACGAUAUCGUGCCGUCCAAUGACGAGAGCUUCGCGGCCAGCCACAGUUAUGGGAUGCAGAGCGUGGAGGGCAACUCGUUCGGGCUGCGGUGCCAGUCCUCGGGCGCGUGGAGCCUGUCCGGGUGCUCCGCCCCCCUCUCCACUAAGAACGCCUCGCUUGACGUACAGAGGACGGUUUUAUCGAAGCUUAGUCACAAGAUAAGUUUGAAGCUAGUCAAUUUCGUCGAUUGUCUGAAGGACGCCUACUUCGGGACGUUGGAAAGAUGCCUGCAGUCGCUGGAGGCGGCGUGCGCGGCGGAGAGUGGGGCGGGCGGGGCGAGCGCGGCGGCCGCGGCGGCGCGCGCGCUGGCGGGCGCGGCGCGCGCGGUCGACCUGCAGCCCGCCGCCUCCUACUCGCUGCUGCGCGCGCUGCUCGACUCGCUGCGCGCGCUGCUGCGCCGCCUGCGCGCGCCGCCCGGCGCCGGCGCCGCCGCGUGCUGCGCGCUCAGCGCCGCCUGGCGCCGCCGCGCCGCGCUCGCCGCGCUCGCCUCGCUCUCCGCGCCGCGCCUCGCGCGCCUGCUCUCCGCGCAGAUCCUAGAACGUCUAAGCGUAGCGCACGAGCGCUACCAGUCCGCGCUGUGUUCGCUCGAAAGCUCACUGUCCAGCCGCUUGCAUCACACGGAAGACGUUAAGUUGGCUAUAAGAAAAAAAUAUGCGCCGUCGUUCGCCCGCCUGUGCUUGGAGAGCACCUCGAUGUGCGACCUCCUCAUGUACGGGACCCCGGAUUUGGGGCGAGAGAUCGGUCGCGGUCAGUACGGCGUGGUGUACGCGGUGCGCGGCUCGUGGGCGGGGCACAGCCCCGUCGCGGCCAAGUCCGUGCUGCCCGCCGACACGAGGCACUACCACGAGCUGGCUAUGGAGUUCUUUUAUACCAGGAGCAUCCCCCCCCACCCGCGCAUAGUGCGGCUGCUGGGCUCGCUGGUGCAGCGCGGCGGGGCGGGGGGUGCGGGGGAGGGCCCCAGCGUGGUGCUGGUGUCGGAGCGGUGGGCGCGCGACCUGCACGCGGCCGUGCGCGCCGGCCUCUCCUUCGCGCAGCGCAUGCGCAUCGCCUGCGACGUCGUCGACGGGCUGCGCUACCUGCACUCGCUGGGGCUGGUGCACCGCGACGUGAAGCUGAAGAACGUGGUGGUGGACGGCGGCGGGCGCGCGGCGCUGGCCGACCUGGGCUUCUGCGCGGCCGGCGCGCUCGUGUGCGGCUCGCUCGUGGGCACGCCGCUGCACAUGGCGCCCGAGCUGCUCGCCGCCCGCUACCACGCGCCCGUCGACGUCUACGCGCUCGGCGUGCUGCUGUGGUACCUGUGCGCCGGUACCAUCAAGCUACCCGCAGCUUUCGAGUCAUUUCAGAACAAGGAACAAUUGUGGAGUAAAGUGAAAAAAGGCCUCCGCCCCGAGCGUUUGCCCCAGUUCUCGGACGAGUGCUGGGACAUAAUGCAGUCCUGCUGGGCGACGGACCCCGCGAAGCGAGCCUUGCUCGGCGACGUGCAGCCGAGGCUGGAAAAGGUCCUGAGGGAGGCGGAGAGGGAGGGGAAUCAGAACCUCACCUACAAUACUGAGGGAGAUGAGGAUAGUCUCAACAUGACGGGCUUGGAUGAUUGAUAAGAGAGCUAAACAAAUGCAGAAAGAGAUAUUAAAAUGUUAAAGAAGGAAGGAGAUAGUCAUUUUUUUAAAUUUGUGAUCUGAAAAAAAAAUAGACAAUGCCGAACAGCUAAAAAUAUAAAAGAAAUCUCCAUUUCUUUAUAUUUGUAUAGGUCAGAAAUUUUGGAGGUCACAUAUACAUUAAAAUUAGUGAAUUUAGAGAACCUAUAUAGAAUAUAUUCAGAUGAGUUAAUAAAGUUUUAUAAGCUGGCAAAGUUAUAGGCAUUGAAAUAGUAUGAAGAACUAUCUAUAUUAGUCAUGCAAUCGCCUGUUAAAAGGUUAUUAAAAAUCAUUGAAAUUAACACCUUAUGUCUUUGCAGUAACGUUUAAAGUCUAUUGUAUCGUUCAUUAGAAAUCUGUUUAAUGCAUAAACGCGUGUGCAUAGGCGAGGUUUGAUUCAGAAUGUUUUUGUAUUAUUGAAUCUAGAUAUUCUAUCCUAGAUCUGUGAUAAGAGGACAAUUCGAAGACUAGAAAGAUUCAUAUCGCGUUUGAAGUGAAGAGAAAUGAAAGAAUAUUAAAUAUUUAAUGUACUUUUUGAAUAUAUUUGCUUUUUCAAACUUUUGAUUUAAGAAUGAAUUCGAUAUAUGUAUUAAUAGUAAUUCAUGGAAUUAUAUAUCGGCAAUUGGUGCUAAAUAGUAUAUUUAAAAACUGUGUUUAAACACUGUAUUUGUUUGUUUGUUUAUACCGUACCUAAAUUUGAUACGAUCGUAUGCCCAAAAAACAUUUAUAUGUAUUUUCAUCCGACAUCAAGAAAAAGAGUUGGACAUUUUUUGGGUUUAACUGAAAACAUUUGAGAUUGAUAGAAUUAGAAUUUAGAUGUUUCUUUGUUAUUUUGUCUCCCAUGUGGUCCCAUUUGAAUUUGGUCUAGUACUGACAAUUUGAAAGCAGUUUAGUUUUUUUGUUAAAAAUUAUUAUUUUACUGUGGCUUUCCUAUCUAUGAUUAUUGUUGUGUUAAUUUUUUAUUUUAUUCCUUCCAUAAACUCAAUUUCAAAUAGGAAAGCUUGAUGAAAGCUAUUUAAUUAAGCUUAAUGUAUGUUAAUUAUCAUAAUAUUAUAUUUGUAAUACAUUUACAAUUUGCUAUCAAUUCGCCAAUGCUUCUCUUGUAUUAGACUCAAUAAUUCCUUUUAUAUUAACUGAGUAAAUAUAAUUGUAUCUAAACUAUUUUUUGAAUAAGAAAUCAAUGUUAUUGAGCAAGCCGUAGAAGAGAGUUUUGUGAUGAUACGAGGCUGAAGAGUUUGUUUGAACCCCCCAA
Messenger RNA from Zerene cesonia (dogface butterfly), 4935 nucleotides. Its product is annotated as dual serine/threonine and tyrosine protein kinase-like. The record is from RefSeq and is a predicted model, not a curated record. The transcript has 22 exons. NCBI's taxonomy places the organism in Eukaryota, Metazoa, Arthropoda, Insecta, Lepidoptera, Pieridae. Gene Ontology annotation, molecular function: ATP binding; protein kinase activity. The coding region runs from base 237 to 3644 and encodes 1135 amino acids. Gene Ontology annotation, biological process: protein phosphorylation.